This is a messenger RNA of Leptosomus discolor (cuckoo roller), 1054 nucleotides long. The record is from RefSeq and is a predicted model, not a curated record. Lineage: Eukaryota; Metazoa; Chordata; Aves; Leptosomiformes; Leptosomidae.
GAUGCUGGCAUGGGCCAGCGCCCAGAUCCACUGCCAGUUUCACGCCAGCGAGAACCGGGUGGCGCUUCCUCCUUCUGAUGGCAGCAAGCAUGACGUGCAGGCAGAAAACGAGACAGUCUUCGUCCCCAACAGAGGAGAGCGGGGUCAGUGUAUCCUGUCCACCCCACCGAAGAUUCUCUUCUGUGACUUGCGGCUGGAUCCUGGGGAGUCAAAGUCCUAUUCGUACUGUGAGACGCUGCCCAUAGACGGCCCUCCCUCUUUCCGGGGACAGUCAGUGAAGUACGUGUACAAGCUGACCAUCGGCUGCCAGCGUGUCAACUGCCCCAUCAAGCUCCUGCGCGUACCCUUCCGUGUCCUCGUGCUGCACGGGCUCAAGGAUUAUCAGUUCCCACAGGAUGAGGCUGUUGCGCCCUCAAACCCUUUCCUGGAGGAGGAGGAGGGCUUGAAGAAAGACUCUCGCCUGGCGGACCUGGCGACAGAACUGCUCAUGGUGGCCACCUCCCGACGCAGCCUGCACCUGUAUAACAUCAGCAACACUCGUGGGAAGGUGGGGACAUUCUGCAUCUUUAAGACCGUGUAUAAGAUCGGAGAGGAUGUCAUUGGGACCUUUAACUUCUCAGAAGGAGACAUCCCAUGUCUGCAGUUCUCGGUGAGCCUGCAGACGGAGGAGAGCAUCCAAGAGGAGUUCCAGCGCCGGCGGGGGCAGAUCAGCACACACGCCCGCCAUCAGGAGGCCUGCCUGCACACAGCCCAGAGCAGCUUCAGCCUGCCCAUCCCGCUCAGCUCGACCCCGGGGUUCACCACCAACAUCGUGUCCCUGAAGUGGAGGCUGCACUUCGAGUUUGUGACCUCUGGGGAGUCGGCGGGCGCUUGCUUGGUUCGUGGGAGUCAGUCAGAGGCCAUCACCUGGACUGGGGUGGAGCAGAUGGAAGUGGACACUUUCAGCUGGGACUUGCCCAUCAAAGUCCUUCCCACCAACCCCAUCCUGGCUUCCUACGUAUCCCAGUUCUCCAGCACUAACUCCAUCACCAUCUGAAGUGGGAAGAGCUGGUAA